Geodia barretti is the source of this 1074-nucleotide messenger RNA. The record is from the annotation of a GenBank genome assembly. NCBI's taxonomy places the organism in Eukaryota, Metazoa, Porifera, Demospongiae, Tetractinellida, Geodiidae.
AUGGAGAAGAAAAACGAAAAAAUGACAUUAAACACGCAAAUUUCCGAACUGCAUGAGCAGACACUCGUGAUAGAUUCACACAACGAUGCAAUCGUAGCACAUAUCCGUCGAGGCAAUGUCAGCCUCGCUGACGAAAACGCCCAAAACACCACAGAUCCAGUUGGCACUAUCGCUUAUCUCCGCGGUCCUGUUCCCCGUGAAGAGGAAGCUAUCGGCAUCCAACUCAACAUACCGCAAAUGCGGCAGGGAGGUAUUGAUGCCGCCUUUUUCGCUGUUGACGUGACACGCGCAUGGAAAAAUCAUCUCGCGUAUGCAUUAGAUGCCUUUGGCUGGUUCGAGGCAGAAGUGACAGCAAACGCCAACGACAUCUGUAUCGCACGGAAGGCAAGCGACAUCCGAGAAGCGAAAGCAUCUGGCAAACUCGCUGCAGUUCUUGUCAUUGAAAAUAGCGAAGCCGUCGAACGAAGUCUUAAUAUUCUCCGCUCGCUGUACAUGCUCGGUGUCCGCUCAAUCGGAUUGACCCAUAACCUCAAUACAUGGGCAUCGACAGGAAAUGAUGAAGAGGACAUGGGCGGCGGUUUGACUCGAUUUGGCAUGACAUUAGUCAAAGAGAUGAAUCGCCUCGGUAUGCUCGUGGAUGUCUCCCACAUUAGUGAGCGUGGCUUUUGGGACGUUCUGGAAAUAUCGGAACACCCUGUCAUUGCGUCCCAUAGCAACUGUAAAACGUUGUGUCGUCACUCGCGGAACCUGAGCAAUGAGCAACUCAAAGCCUUAGCGGCUAACGGCGGGGUUGUCGGUAUCACUUUUGUUCCGGGGUUCAUCACCACCGAUGGGUGGACGAAAAUGCCUCCCUUGGCGCAACUGCUCAAUCACUUCGCCUAUGCAAUCGACAUCGCUGGGAUCGACCAUGUCGGCAUCGGCUCAGACUUUGACGGUGGUGGCGACCUGCUCAAGGAUGCCAGUGAGUUCAUCAAAAUCGCUGAAGGGCUUAGUGAGCGUGGCUAUUCUGACGAAGAUAUCCGAAAAGUGCUUGGGGAAAAUCACCUACGUGUUUUUGAGGCGGCGUGUGGAUAA